AUGGGUCUCUUGCAGCCCGUGCCCCCAAACAGAGUAAACCCCGAAUCACCUUCCUAUCAAAGGGGCGUACGUUGUGCUUACCACUCUGGGGCAGAGGGACAUGAAACCAAAAAUUGCUGGACCCUAAAACGAGCAGUAGAGGAUUUGAUAGACCAAAAGAAGAUAUUGUUGAGAGAUGAAGAAAUCCCAAACGUAACUGAUAACCCGCUGCCUGCUUACAACAACGGGCCGGUCAUCGGAAUGAUCUGCGAGGACAAAGAAUUUGAUCCCGCCCUGAAAGCCAUAAUAGCCAUUGCCGAGGCAGACAGAAAACCAAAAGUUGCCCCCAAAAAUAUUGAAGGAAAGAAAAUGAAUGAAGCCAAAUGCCUAGAAGCAGAGAAAACGCCUGAGAUCAAAACUGAGUCGCCAACCAAGGAAACAAUACUCUACAUCCCACGAGGGCAUCAAGAAAAACAUCCCACUUUGAGCCCCCCAAGAAGAUUUGAUCUGAACAAAACCAUGUAUGUACCCAAGAAAGCCUAUGUGGUAUGGGGAUCGAUUAAACCACCGGUGCUGAAUGAGCCCGUGGUAAUCGGUCGCUCACCACAGAAGCCCAUGACAAACCCUUCGGCCAUCCCUUGGAAUUACCAAGAAACCAUCAUUACAUACAAGGGUAAAAAAAUCGUCGUGGAAAAUCAAAAAGGCUAUCCUACAAAGAAAUACUCAGAUAUGGAAGAGGUGAACGCUGCCACCAUACGGCGAUUUCCACCUAAGAAACCAGUGAAUGCUGAGGAGGCAGAAGCCUUCUUCCAGAAAAUUAAAAUGCUAGAGUACGAAGUGGUGGAUCAGCUCCCAAAAUCUCCUGAGCAGGUUUCUUUAUUGUCACUCUUGAUGAAAUCUCCCGAGCACCAACAGGUGUUGGCCAAAACAUUGAACGAAGCCUAUGUACCGGCUGAGACCUCUGUGGAGCAACUAGAGAAAAUGGUGGAGAGAUUUUUCGCUAUUAACCAGGUCUCGUUCAGUAAGAAUGACUUACCUCCAAAGGGAGCUACUCGUAACAAAGCCUUGCACCUCACCGUCAAGUGCGAGGGAUAUUAUGUCAAAAGAGUGAUGAUCGACGGAGGUUUCAGAGUAGACAUAUGCCCACUGUCUACCUUGCAGAGAAUGGAGAUUGGGACAGAAAGGAUCCGUCCUAAUAACGUGUGUGCCCAAGCCUUCGAUGGAAUCAAGAGAGACACCAUAGAAGAAAUUGACUUGGUACUCACCAUUGGUCCAGUCGACUUCAAAGUAACAUUUCAGGUGUUGGAUAUGGACACCUCCUAUAACUACCUCCGAGGAAGGCCAUGGAUUCACGCAGCAGGGGCAGUACCUUCUACGCUGCACCAAAUACUGAAAUUUGAACAUGAAAACUAG
Molecule: messenger RNA, 1392 nt
Organism: Nicotiana tabacum (common tobacco)
Lineage: Eukaryota; Viridiplantae; Streptophyta; Magnoliopsida; Solanales; Solanaceae
Source: RefSeq, a predicted model, not a curated record